AUGUCGAGAGUGGCGUCGGAAGUCGACGCGUGGGACGACGACCAGUUUGCCGAAGACGAGUUGGCUGAGUCUGUUGGCACGAGCUCGGGCACUGAGGCAGGUGUGGAUACAGAUGCAGAUGCAGAUGCAGCGUCUGCGGAUGAGGGGCAUGACAAUGAAUCUGUUGACGAUGUGGAUGAACGUGUGGCAUUGCUACGUGCGCCGAUCCUAUCUAUUUGCUCGGCAUUAGGUGGUUAUGAGCAUAUGAUGCGACAAGGACGCACAGAGAUCGUCUAUCGGAUUGGUGAUGACUGUUUAGAGUGCUUGCGUGAUUUGAGACGGCUGUGGCGACAAGACGAUACAGAUGCAAGCCGCGCCAUUGCGCGCGUGCUCGCGGAUCUCGGCACGCUGCACAAUGACCUGAUUCCGAUUCUCUUGCACUGUGCGGGCGCAGAUGCAAGUGAAAAGGAGCAAAAAAUUGCUUUGGCAUGCACAGACUUGAUGACAGCGCUCACAUGGCCAAUCGAUUGGUCGGCAGAGCUGCAUGAUAUUGCGACGCGUGAAGAAGAUGAACAUGUUCUAAGCAAACUUCUUGAACUGCAAGGCGCGCAGGUACAAUACAAGGCAUCUAUCCUGCGCGUACGCGCUAAGGAGCCACGGUUGAGUGAUCGGACUGUGCUGUCGUGUGUCUUGCGGCAUGUGCUCGUGCCCUCGCUCAAGCCCCGCACAGAGCGCACAGACCGCGAUAUCGGCGUCGUAAGCAUGUGCUUGCACUUUUUCCGCAACCUGCUGACGAUUCGCGAUCCACCCCUGCACACGACGAAAAGCUCUACCAAUAUCGCCAAUACAGCCCUUCACAGCGUUCUUGUCCAGCAAAUGGAGUCUGCGCAUAUCCUUGCUACGCUGCGCAUGUUGGCGAGUCAAGCGGACUCGAAAGACUACGACCUAUGGACGCCUGUUGUUGCUGACUGUGUCUACCAAAUGUAUGCAGGCAGCAUCCCAUCGCAGCUGUCGAACGCGGGGGGAGCAAAUGCACAAGCAUCCAAUUAUGCAGGUGCUCGUGGGCCGGCGCACUUGCUGGCGCAUUCGCUAGCGUCCGAGGCACGUACGAAGCGGGCAAGUUUGCGCGGUGCGAGUGCACGACAUUCGCGUUUCGGCACAUCAAUCCAGUUCCGUGCGCAUGAUGGCACAUUGCGCAUGGCGCAUUCGCCGGCAGCAUUGACCGACAGUGUCGCGCAUUUGGAGCAGCGUGUGAUGGACCGUACGAAGCGGCGCGUGUCGCGACAGCGGCCAGCGACGGAGCGCGGUGCCCCGCCACGGCGAGUGCUGUGGACACCGGGUGCAGCCGCUGUGUUGUGUCGAUGGGCCGAUCAAUUCGUGCAAGAUGGGCUACUUGACGUCCUGGUGCGUGCGUAUCUGCGGGACAUCCACGCGGAGCGCGAGCGGGUCGGAGACCUUGACAUGGCAAGAUGCAAAGCCAUGUAUAUCGCCUCGUUUUUCAUCGAUUAUGCGCUUGCACGACACAUGCGACUCGAGCUCGUAAGCGCGUGGCUCGAGCCGUGGUCAUUCCGACUCGUUCGCGCACGGACAGCAGUGGCUCUCGAGAACCGGCAGUGGCUCGAGUUCACGGUGAGUCUGCGCCUGUGGACGGUGCUUCUUAAGCUCGUUGAUGCUCUGUCACGCGGCUCGCCCACCGAGCAAGAAGCCGCGGAUUCACUGCAACACACACUGUACUAUGAUGGGGAUCUACUUGAUACAGCACUGCAUGCCAUGCAUGCGUACUCGGCCCAAAGUUUUGCGUGCCUCGAGGCUGUCGUGGACUUUGCCUACAUGAUGCCGCGCCUCCUGGAGCGUCAUGCAGCAAAGAGUGCAUACAUGUUUGUGAAGCAGCGACGACGCAGGCAGCCAGGUCAGCAUGACACAGACGACCAGACGGACGUCCCUCCAGACGCCGAUACAAACGUCCGCUCAGAGCGCGUGUUUCGUUUCGAGUCUUUUGAAAGAGCUAUGGCAUCGGCAUCUCUUGUACAUGCAUGCACUCAGUACCUCGCUCGCUAUCGAGACUCUGAACAUGCUCAUGUCAUGCUGCCGAAACUCGCGUCCGUCGUGUAUCGGAUCAUUGUGCGAGUCUCACGCGUCGCUCUGUUUUUCAGUGCCAAGGUGCGCCGUGUGUGGGCACAUGCGAUGCGCGACUCCUUUGCGCUGCGUCAAGCACACGAGCGCGCAGCGAGUGAUCUCACUCGCCUAUACCACAUUAUCCACAAGUCGUUUACACGGCUCAGUGAGGCGUCGCGCGCUGCGUACAAUGCGGAUCGCCGGCCACCUAAGCCUGCUCUCGAAAUGUUUGUUCGCUCCGACCUGUCCCACAGCGAGCAGAUUGGCGUGGCUGUUGGCCUGCUAGCUGAAGCACACAAACUCACAUGUGUCUCGUGGGUUCGAGCUGCAUUGGAACGUGCAAGUGCAGAACGAAUGGCGAUGGGCGACAUGGAUCCCAUGCAUCCACCGCCGGCGUUGCAAGCACAAUUCCCUGUGCACGAACUGCCCGAUGGCGGCGGGCAUGAUGCCGUGCAUUGCGCUCCGCUACGUCUCCUAUGUCGCCUGGUCGGUCUCAAGUCUGAGGCGCGUGGCUCCGACGCCACCGUCUGGUACGUGCCGACGGACUGUGUGCCUGGCGCAUUGACUCGUUGCGCGCGGGUGAUCGAUCAGUACCUUGCUGAGCCGUUCGUCUUGGAAGGCCACGCUCUUUCUGAUCUUGUGCGCAUGAAGCGACCGACUCAGGGCUCACGAACAAGUGACCACGCAAGGAAAAAGGCGCGGCAAGAGAGCAGGGCAUCACCAUUGCAGGCUGACGCAAGUGAAAGCGACAACGGCAGCGAUGGCCACGAGCGCUUCGUCUUCAGCACGAAUGCUGAGCACAGUGAACGCGACGUUCCCGGUCUGUCGGACACGUACACAGCGUCGCAGACGGCGAGCUCGUCGCCCCUUGCUGAUCAUGCGCCUGAAGCCUCCACGGAUCGCGGUGUGACUGACGCGACGCGCGCAACGGGGCAUCUUGCGCCAACACCUGCUCUCGUGCUGCAGGAGGGUCUGUACCACAAAGAGGCACCGAUCAGCGCGAGGCCGAUCCGCACCGGUUCGCCUGGCCUGUUCUUUUCAGACUCGGAUGACAAUUAA
Malassezia globosa CBS 7966 is the source of this 3153-nucleotide messenger RNA. RefSeq lists its product as uncharacterized. The coding region runs from base 1 to 3153 and encodes 1050 amino acids. Gene Ontology annotation, biological process: DNA repair; DNA replication checkpoint signaling; replication fork arrest. Gene Ontology annotation, cellular component: replication fork protection complex. The record is from RefSeq and is a predicted model, not a curated record. The transcript is spliced from 2 exons. Lineage: Eukaryota; Fungi; Basidiomycota; Malasseziomycetes; Malasseziales; Malasseziaceae. Gene Ontology annotation, molecular function: DNA binding.